GUGCGACGCGUUUUCCAAUUGUAGUAAGUGAAUUUCGCUUUAGCAAAAGUGAAGUACAUAGAAUUUAAAAGGAAGCAGAAGCUAAAGCGGUGAACAGCGCACAGUGAUAGUAGUGAAUCGUUUUUGCUGAUGCGAAGGCAUUCGAGAAAUCAAUAAGAAAAACAAGUGCAAAGGAAAACAAUAGUGAAAGAAAACGCAAAAAUAAAAAAAAAAACAAACGGCGAAGGGAAGUAAAGGAAAGCGGCCUAGUGCAAUGUGCGCAAAGUGUGCCGCGCGCUGAAUGGGAGCGGAGAGCACAACGUGUGGAGAAGAUAAAUUCUGAUAGAGGCUACUAAAGAAUAGACAUUACUCAACACUGACGGAUGUGUAAAUAAUAAUUAAUAAUAAUCUUAAACAGAAAAUAAAGUAUUAAUAAUAAAAUAUAAUAAAAUAAAGUUACUCAAAAUGAAGCUGGACACGACAACCAAAACGCUAAAAGUGCGCGAAUUCAAUGAACUUCUGAGCUGCCAUUUGUGCAAAGGCUAUUUGAUAAAUCCAACAACGGUGGACAUUUGCUUGCACACAUAUUGUCGCAGUUGUAUUGUCCAACAUUUACUUCGUGAAACAUGUUGUCCACAGUGCAAAAUAGACGGCGGUGGCAAACAAGUUACCGAAACCAAUUUGAAAUCCGAUGAUGUGCUGCGAGCUUUAGUAUUUAAGUUGGUACCUGGUUUGUACCAAAAGGAGCGCGAGCGGGCAACACAAUUCAAAGCCACACUACGGAAUGGGCAACAGAAAGCUGAUGGUGAGGAGGCGGGUUGCACUGUUGGCUGUGAGCAGGACUCAGUUGAAGAGAAUUUCUUUGCGCCAACCGAACCAAUUAGUUUGUCAUUGGAAUAUCAUCCGGCGUUGUUGAAGGGCUGCAGCACUAGUCAAAUUCCACCAGUACGUUACCUGCAAUGUCCAGCUGGUCUAAAGAUACGUCACUUGAAACGUUUUCUCUGCUCAAAAUUCGACAUUGACCCGGAGAGCAAGCGAAUCGAGGUGGAAGUGAUUUAUGAGGAUGAGGUGUUACCGAACGAUUUCACGCUCAUGGAUGUGGGCUAUUGUUAUGACUGGAAGAGGAAUGCGCCCAUGAAAUUUACCUAUCGCAUACUUUUCUAUGGUGAUGAGUUGCCAAAACUCGAAAAUGAAGUCAAUAAAUCCGAAAUAGAAAUUAUACGGAAUGAUCGCGUAGACACCAUAAAAGCGACAGAUCCACAACAAAACAAAGAUGUCACCAUUUGUGAUGAGACGAGCAUCAGAACACUGUCCUCUACUUCCUCACCGCCUUCGCUUAACUUUCGUGCCCAUUCAACAUUGCAAAAAACAGCUAAAAGCAAGAGCAAGUCCUCUAAGUCCAUCAAACCGGCAUUUAACAAAACGUCAAGUAAGGUAGCGACCGAAGAGGUAAAUGCGCCUGUGAAAAUGAUAAUUGCGCGGAAAUCGAGUGCUGAUUGCGGGAAGAAGCCCUCUCCGAAACGCAACGGUAGUGAGGAAGUAACAUACACCGUAACGAAUGAUUUCAAGAGUCUACGGAGUAAUGAUAUGCGAUAUAGCGACUAUGCCGUCUCAUCCACCACAAACAACAGCAACUCACCAAAGAGUUCGCCGAAGAGUGCACAGCGCUCGCCCAAAGCGUUGGAUGUUGGGAUCGUUGCUGAAUCGCCAACCUCUCCGGUGGCCACUGUGGUGCCCAAAUGUAAUAUUGUUGUAAGCAUACCACAGUCGCAGAUGCCGAAGUCGCCGUACUCAGUCGACGAUGAAUUUGAAAAUGUAUCAUUAGCUCAGUUGAAGACAGCUAGCAAGAAGUCACCACCAUCUACUACGACGACCACCGUCGUGCCAGAGCCCCUCAAAAGUGUAUCAACUAGAAAUGUGCCAAAAUUAAAAAUUGAAUUGAACAGUUUGAAGACACGAUUAAGCAUUUCUAAACCGAAAUCAGCGGGUGUAUUGCAGGGCGCUGGCGCUUCAGAGAAGCGUGAGCGUGUCAAGCAGCGCAAGCACUCACUGGAUGAUGUGGCUGCACCUUUAAAUGAUCGUUUGGAUUUGGAGACAUACGCGAAGAAUAUUGGCUUGCAACCCAUAGAGGUAUUGACGCCGCCCGAGUCAGCAGAAUCGUGUGACAAGCUUAAAUACAGUCCGAAUGCUUCCCCCCUUUCUUCAGCUUCAUCAACUACCAGCUCAUCGAAUAAUGCAUUUCCCUUGACCGCAUCCACAGAGUUAGCUACCACUUCUUUCCACAAGAAAAGGAAAAAGAAGCAUUCAAAAGAUUCAAAGGACUCAAAAGACAGCAAGCGGCGUAGAAUGCAUGCAGAGAUAUCCAGUAAACCGGAAGAGGAAAGCCCUGGCCUUAAGAUGAAGGUUAAACUCACGACGCCACAUAAUCAUAGAUCGCACAAAUCGGAUAGCUCUGGCACGAAGAAGAAUAGUGAUGAAUUACGUAAGUCGCAAGCGGAAGUUAAGGAUGCCAAUGUAUUAUUGGCUACUGGGUCCUCAAAUGCAAAUGACAGUCUUUUGGCGUUAAACAAGAUACUCGGCGAGGAAUCACGCAGUAUUAAUCAUCUUAUGAUGGAGAAAGAGAAGAGCAAAGAGAUCGUCAAAGUUGUAAAAGCCGAUGAAACAUUACUGUCCUUACCGCAAUCUAAUUUGAUACCAAAACCCGUAAACAACAUCAAAGACGUAAAGUUACCAGCAUCUCCGCCGCUACCUCCUAGCCUCUUCAAGACAACUCCACUCAACUUUAAUACACUAACUGUCACCAGUACGACUGCUGGAAAGUCCACGAUCAGCGCCAGCAAACAUUCCGAAGUAGUGAAACAAAAGCAGUCAUUGCUACCAGGAACAAAACCAUCCUCGGUUCCGCAGUAUAGCAGGCAAAGUUCCCUAAAUGCAAUUGGACCGAAGACGCAUCCCCAUUUUAUAGUUCCUAGCUUACCACGCCGCUCUUCACCCGCAUCAAAUAGUUCAUACACACCUUCAUCCAUAGCCAGCGCCAGCAGCAAACAGUUUGGUAUGCACCUGAAGCGCUCUGCUUCUUUAGAUGAGUUCUACACACUUGGUGGACGUGGAAAACAGCCAAAGCUGGAUGCGUCCCAGCGCAAGUCUCUCUAUAGCAGCUAUGCGAAUAAACCAUUUACUCCCCCCUCUACUGUUAGUAUUACCAAGAUCGCCGACACUGUAUCCCACGUGCAAAGUUCCAGCGGCAGCGAUAGCGCGGUCACAAUUACAGCACGAGUACCUGGUGGCGCUACACAGGCCCAAUCCCGUUGUCAACUGCCACCGUAUACCCAGUUGCAUUUGCCUUUUAACAAACCCGCCGUAGAAAUUGUGCGCAUUAGCUCGAGCCAAGGGACCACCGAUGUGCAAAUGAAUUCACAGAAAAGCGGGCGUGUGAUGGGACCGCCACUGUCGAUGGUCAAAGGCAAGAAAGCCAUUGGACAGCAAAUGGGCCAUUUGGCUUCCUCCGGCGUAGUAAAAUCUUCGUCAACAGCUUUGAAUGCCACGUCCUUAGGACAUGGUAGAAAUAAUCCUUAUCGCGUGUCACCACCAGCGCUUGUAAACCUUCAUGGAACAACUUUUUCGGCAGCUAAGAGAGUCGGCUCUAAGGCCGCCGAGAUGGUUUGUAAUAAACAGGAGAGUAAUGGGAUUACAAAUGGUGCUACAGAAAAGCAAUUACAUCAGCAACGAAUAAGUUUGCGUGACUUUAGACCAACCUCACGGGAUCAUAAUAUAGAUAUGGUUGACGUUAUCGGGGGCGUAAGUGGCAAAGACGAAUUUCGGUUGACCGAUACUACAGGUAGUGCUCCAGCAACAGUCCCAUCGGCUAGAGAAAGUCUGGAGGCUGCUUUGAAUAAGAUCAAACAGAACAUCACCUCCACAACGGUACAAGACAGUGCCUCUGCUUCUGCCUCCAAGCAGCAUCAGCUGACCACGUCCACAGAUAUGAGCAGCGAGGAUCUGCAGAAUCUACACUUACUUUCCGAGUCGGCAACAGCGCGAGAAAAAAUAACAAUACGUGCAUCACAGUCGUACGAGAAACCGAAGGCACAACAAUCCUCAUUGGUGCGGCAGCAAAAUGCUUCCGUGCGCAACAUACCCAACCCAUCAGCCCUUGCAUUUCGAAAUAUGUCGACGCUACCUGCUGUGAGCUCGACUGCAGUGGCUGUGAGCCUAACUGAUACCAACCCCACCAACACUACCACUUGCUCUUCAUCCACAUCCACCACCAGUUCCACCUCUCCACCUACACAAAAGAAAUUGCCGCUCGUAACGCUGCCUUUAACCAACGUUUCGGCUCCUCUCAGCCCGAGUCUUCUGAUUCAUUCGAUUACAACCACUAGCGGUACUGCCACCGCCACUGCCACCAGCAUAACUACGACAGCGACACGCACCAUUAAGAAACCGACAACCAUCGAUCAAGUGGCUGCCAAUUUGAAUAUGCGCGCCUCCGCGGCCGCCGCUGAAGCCUAUGCGGCCAAACUAAGUGCCGCGGAGGAUGCGGCGCAAAUAACUUCGUCCACAUGCACUUCCACUACGAUUCAGAGCAACAUGAACGACAAAAAAAACACGACUUCGGCUACAAAUAUGGCGUCCUCAACCACAGCCAACAUGCCGUCGCCAGCAGAAGGCGCAACUGAGCAGGUGAAGAAAAUGGUGAAGGUGAGCGGAGAGGAUGAGAGUGUAAAAGCGAAAGUGUUGCCAAAAUCCAUUGCUGAUAGUGAUGUGACAACUGCAAUCAUUACUGAUGUCGCUAGCAUAAAAAAUGCUCGAAACAAUAACAACAAUAAUAACAACAGUAAUAACAAGAACAACAAUACCAGUAACAGCAACGUUAAAUACGGGGUGACGGCAGCUAGUGCGGCGAGUGAUUAAGAUAUAGCCAACCGAUGCGAAAUUUUCUUCGAAAUAGUGGACUCAGAAGUCAAAUAUUUUUGGAGAUGGACGGACAGCGAUGAGGAUUCGAAUCCGGAUUAAAUCGCUAAAAUGGUAAUUCAUUUAAAUAGAAAAUAAUUACUUGAAAA
Messenger RNA from Anastrepha obliqua, 5042 nucleotides. It is a transcript of the gene Su(z)2, whose product is annotated as protein suppressor 2 of zeste. The coding region runs from base 445 to 4893 and encodes 1482 amino acids. The record is from RefSeq and is a predicted model, not a curated record. Gene Ontology annotation, cellular component: PRC1 complex. NCBI's taxonomy places the organism in Eukaryota, Metazoa, Arthropoda, Insecta, Diptera, Tephritidae. Gene Ontology annotation, biological process: negative regulation of transcription by RNA polymerase II. The transcript is spliced from 7 exons. Gene Ontology annotation, molecular function: promoter-specific chromatin binding; metal ion binding.